AUCCGCUGUGUUGUGGGCCGCCGCGUGAGGCACUUCCCCGAAGACGAGGUUAAGAUGAAACAGUCCACAGGACGGGACAAUAUCUACGGAUCAAGAAACAAGAGAGACACGGACAGUUAUAACUGCAUCACUGGAAUACGUGGUUGACGCGUUUUGUGCUAUUCCCAGGGAUCGCCAGAAAUCCUUCCCGACGAGCGUCCUCUUUCUUCCACCACCGCGCUAUCCUCUCUUUUCCGUUUUAUUUGUCUUCUCAGCGCGUCACUGGCUUUUCUCGCCGCGAUUCUCCCAUGUCGUCCGCGACCCCCCUAACGAUCAUGGUCACCGAUCAAUCCCCUGAAUGGACUUUUUUCCCCAGCAGCGAAGGGAGCUCGAAUACGACAUGGCAGUCUGCUUGGACGGGCACGCCAGACAGCGCGUACGAUCCGAGACACAAGGCCAACAACAUUCCGUCGGGCUCUAGCUCGCAUGUGACCACCUUCUCCGGCGCCUCCGCCCAGAUUGAGUUCGUCGGGACCAGGGUAUCUGUCUUUGGUCAGGGGACUGCAGGCGCGUAUACCACCACUCUCGACGAUGGAGCUCCCGUCGCCGGGGCACCUUCCGGCUCUGUUCUGGCGACCUACAAGGACCUGGACGCGCAUGCCAAGCACACGUUGCUACUCAAGGCGAAUGGAACACAACCGUUGGCUCUGAGUUAUGCGUCCAUCGACCUCUGGUCAGAUGUCGGAUCUGCAUCUGUAGUGAAUACAACCCAGGUAGCAGUGAGCAUUCAGGGUGAUGGAUCUGCGCAGACCAAUUCGUUCUACUCGACUUCUGGAUCGGGAUUCAGUAACCAGCACAAUCAGGACCAGGGAGGGUACACUCGACUGGACACCAAUGCCGCAGGGGCGUACAUCUCGUUCACAUGCACAAACAGCUCCGCUGUCUUUAUCUACGGAACAACAAAUUAUAACCAUGGGAACUUGAGUGUGGAAAUAAACCCAGCAGUGGGGUCGUCGUCGGGUCCCAGGGUUCUCAGCGGCACGUCUAAAUGGUUUGUUUUGGACAACCUGAUAUACUGGGAAAGCGGCCUGAAUCCUUCGACGUCAUAUCGUGUAACCCUGACUAAUCUGAACGACGGCAAUUAUUCUGACAUCCACAGUGUUGUAUUGAUGAAUGUACAGAACACGAGCUCGACUUCGAGUGUAUCCGUUUCCCCGUCCUCCACUUCAUCAUCAUUUCGGACAUCUCCAUCUGCCAUACAACCUCAGCACGUCGACAGGCAUGACGGCAAGAUUGCUGGAAUCACUGUGGGCGCCGUACUAGGUGCAAUCGCGCUGUUGCUUGCUGCUUUCGUUUGUCUUCGAAGAAGAUACAGAAGAAAGCCGCGACUUCGGUCAACGACGUCUUCAGACGGGUUGGUUAUAACCCCGUAUAAACACACACCUCAAAACUCCAUGACGCUGGGUCACCUGCGGAAUUCCAGCGUCCAACAGGCCAAUUUCAAUGAGCUGGGUUACGGCAGCUACUCGCCGACGGCCACGAGUUCUAUGCAGGAUUCCAGGGGAGGCAUGUAUUCCGGUGUCAAUUACUCUCAGGUGCCGCUCUCAGACGACUUUAAUCCAUAUGCCGAUGUGCCCCCGAGCCCGAGGCUGGCUGUCGGGGGCGGCCACUCGCUGCCCAGUCGCAAAUCGGGUCUAUUACCUAAUACGGGAUCGUCUUCAUCGUCCCGGUCUCCAGCACGACAGGAAGUCGAUGCCGGGCGGUUCGAGGAGACACUGCCACCUAAUUAUGACCCAUCGUGGGCGGCUGCAUGACGCGACCGUAUCGGGGCGGUCAAGGACUCUAUUGCACAAUAUGUACAAUCUUUUCUUCAAUAUAUACAAGAUAACGAAACGAAUGUGGGCGCCAGCGGGCGGACAGGCGGACGGCCGAAUCUAAUGGGGGAAGUGUCCAGAUUUGUCGAUGUCGACGCUCUGGCGCUCCGCAUCGAAUGUGAUCUUCUGCUGAUGGGUGUGGUGGGGUGGCGGGUCGUGGUGGAGGUGCGUUUCCGUGACUUUGUACAUCUCCACGCCCUGCGUUGUCUCGCGGUGUCGUCCCCCGCUGAUCGUGCGCGAGUUCGGACCUGAUCGCAGGCGAUCGGUGACAGAAUCGUCCGUGCCCCGGGGACUCUGGAUGCUGAGAAUCAGGUGCUGAGCCGCUAUUAACGGCGAAUAUCAUCCAAUCAGUCCUUGGGUCGAUGCAGCUCCUGUGACAAACACCCUGGAAAACUCCAGAACGACCCAGCUGUCGAUGGGUUAUCAGAACACUGUGAUCGUAUACAAUAGCCCAUUGCGUAGCACACGCCGGACGAAUCGAGAAGCAUUGCUGGAGGGUCACAGGUCAGCAAGCCUGCGCAAGGAAGGCAGGGUUGGACACCGACAAUUGUCCGUUGACUAGGGCCGAGCUCCACAGGAAAUAUGUCCCCACCGCACACACGAUGAGAUCGUAACCCAUCUGGGUGCUGUAGAAUACAACAUUCCAGUCUGGGUCGCCCUUGUGGAAGACUUUGCCUUUGCAUCUGGCCAAGUGUUCAGUCUCGUGGUUGAGAGCGCAAGGAAACGAACACUCACGCGCCCUAGAUAAGUUCAGCAGAGACGGAGAAGAGACAGAUCGGACAGUCUUACCC
Mycena citricolor is the source of this 2644-nucleotide messenger RNA. The record is from the annotation of a GenBank genome assembly. Lineage: Eukaryota; Fungi; Basidiomycota; Agaricomycetes; Agaricales; Mycenaceae.